Messenger RNA from Aureobasidium musti, 234 nucleotides. Lineage: Eukaryota; Fungi; Ascomycota; Dothideomycetes; Dothideales; Saccotheciaceae. The record is from the annotation of a GenBank genome assembly.
GUCCAAACACCCCAACAACGCCGCGCAAACGAGGCCUUUGCAAAGAAACAAGAAGUCAAGCGUGGAAAGCCCGAGCCUGCCGUCAAGAAGGCUGUUCCUCAAAAGAGUCCCAUUAGCAAGGGUUGGCUUNUGGAGAUACAGAAGCUGAUCAGUGUUGUUGCAGUCGCCUUGCUGUUCGUCGUGUGUGGUGGUCUCAUCUUUGAGUUGUUGCGCAUCAUCGUUGGGUACUUCUGA